Brassica napus (rape) is the source of this 1979-nucleotide messenger RNA. RefSeq names its product geranylgeranyl pyrophosphate synthase 10, mitochondrial-like. Gene Ontology annotation, biological process: isoprenoid biosynthetic process. The record is from RefSeq and is a predicted model, not a curated record. NCBI's taxonomy places the organism in Eukaryota, Viridiplantae, Streptophyta, Magnoliopsida, Brassicales, Brassicaceae. Gene Ontology annotation, molecular function: geranylgeranyl diphosphate synthase activity. The coding region runs from base 1 to 1068 and encodes 355 amino acids. The transcript has a single exon.
AUGGGAACUCAAGACGCUCUUCUUUACACUCUCAUCUCCAUCCUUCUAUCUCUCCUACUCUUGUUUUGGAGAUUCCUAUGGCUCUCUUACAUAGCUGUUACAUCUACGACACAUCUAACCAGCCACCAUAAUCCCUCGACCAGCCAUUCUCUGACGGCUGAAAGCGACGAAUCUGAGUUCAUGUCCUAUAUGCUACGUAAGUCUAAGUCCGUCAACAAGGCACUAGACGAGGCCGUUCCACUUUGCGAGCCAGUACUCAAGAUCCGUGAGGCCAUGAGGUAUACGCUUCUCUCCAACGGCAAACGCGUAAGACCAAUGCUUUGUUUGGCUGCAUGCGAGCUAGUCGGCGGCCAUGAGUCAACCGCUAUGCCUUCGGCAUGUGCAGUUGAGAUGAUCCACGCGUCGUCUAUCAUCUUAGACGACCUCCCUUGCAUGGACGAUGACAGCCUCCGCCGCGGAAAACCCACCAACCAUAAAGUAUUUGGCGAGGAUAUAGCCAUUUUGGCGUCCGUUGCGCUCAUGGGUUUGGCCGUCAAAAAAACCUCGUCAUCCACCGAUGUUCCUCCAGAGAUGGUUCUCCGGGCGGUUCAGGUGAUGACGCAAGCGGUGGGAACAGAAGGGCUCGUUGCAGGACAAGCUGAGGAUCUUGCCGGAGAAAGGAUGAGCUUUGAGGAAAAUGAAGACGGGUUGGAACAUCUUGAGUUUAUACAUAUUCAUAAAACGGCGUCGUUGCUUGAAGCAGCUGCGGUGGUGGGAGCCAUAAUGGGAGGUGGCUCUGAUGAGGAGAUUGAGAGGCUUAGGAAGUACGCGAGAUGCAUUGGGCUGAUGUUUCAAGUGGUGGAUGAUGUGCUCGACGUGACUAGGUCGUCAGAGGAGCUGGGGAAAACCGCUGGUAAAGAUGUGAUGGCUGGUAAGCUGACGUAUCCGAAAGUGAUGGGAGUGGAGAAGUCGAGAGAAUAUGCAGAAAGGUUGAACAGAGAAGCCAGAGAGCAUCUUCGUGGGUUUGAUUCAGACAAGGCAGCUCCUCUGUUGUUUCUGGCUGAUUACAUUGUCAACAGACAAAACUGAUGUGGCAAAUUAUGAAAUUACUAAUGUCUAUGUAGACAUCUAGGCCUGACUUAACCUAAUGGUCCAAUGGCUUGCACUUGUCCAUGUGUUUCGUUGACUUUUUAAUUUCCCGGUCCUUCCAUUUCUCUGAAAGUGGAUUUGUGGAUACAUUUAUCAAUUUCGUUUCUAUCCACCCUUCUUACUUUUUAUAUUGAAUACAAUCUUAUUUUGUUUCUUGAUGUUCAAAGCAGGAUAUGAUUUUGUUUUCCAUCAAUUUGUACUAUUCAUUUGACUUUGUAGACUACAUAAAAACUAUAAACUAAAAAUAAUGAGAGAAAAGAUAGAUACACAAACUUGGGCCUAUUUGAGCUUCAACUCACAUGUGUUGGUUCAUAUAGGAGAAAUAGUUUUUUCUUGCAACAAAAGUAUUGAAUGAAACCAAAGUGAUAGCUACUAUGUCUCGGAUGUAGUAAAAUAUAGUGGUUUGAUUGCUUCAUCUUCUGCAAACUAUUAAAAUUUUGAUUAUUCAAAACAAAAGAACAUUAUAUUUUAUUGAUCAUCAUAUAUAUACGCAAUCAUUUUCCCUGGAGGGUGAUUUAAUAAAGAGUUCUGUAUAAUAAAUGAAACAUGCAUGGGAGUUGUCACAUGUUUUCUUGCCGUCAUCAUCGUAUCCACAAACUCUAUUUUCUUGAAUCUUCAUCACGUUCUUGCAUGUAGUACGAACCAAAGUAUAGCAGUGAAUGUUUGGGAUAGAUACCUUCAGACUUCAGUGAAGUUCAGUCGUAUUGCCGCCAAAAGGAAGAAAGAUUCAAAUUUAUAAACAGAUGGUAUGGGAGUUGGUCCGCGUCUGACGUGGCUAAGUGAACUUAACCUUAAAACCGAGUGAACCGGUGUUAAACCGAUAUAAACCCAUUAUAAUUAACAUUCAAUUC